Messenger RNA from Lachancea nothofagi CBS 11611, 1029 nucleotides. The record is from the annotation of a GenBank genome assembly. NCBI's taxonomy places the organism in Eukaryota, Fungi, Ascomycota, Saccharomycetes, Saccharomycetales, Saccharomycetaceae.
AUGUCUACCGAUAAGAUCACUUUUCUAUUGAACUGGCAACCUGCCCCAUACCACAUCCCUCUCUUUUUGGCCCAAACUAAGGGCUUCUUCAAGGAGCAGGGUUUGGAUGUCGCUCUUUUGGAGCCAACCAACCCUUCCGAUGUUACUGAAUUGAUCGGUUCCGGUAAGGUUGACAUGGGUCUAAAGGCUAUGAUCCACACCUUGGCCGCCAAGGCCAGAGGUUUCCCAGUGACCUCCGUCGGUUCGCUUUUGGAUGAACCAUUCACCGGUUUGUUGUACAUGAACGGCAGCGGUAUCACUGAAGACUUCCAAUCCCUAAAGGGUAAGAAGAUCGGAUACGUCGGUGAGUUCGGCAAAAUCCAAUUGGAUGAGUUGACCAAGCACUACGGUAUGACUCCUUCCGACUACACUGCUGUUAGAUGCGGUAUGAACGUCGCCAAGUACAUCAUUGAAGGUAAGAUUCACGCCGGUAUUGGUAUCGAAUGUAUGCAACAAGUUGAAUUGGAAGAGUACUUGAAGAAAGAAGGUAAGCCUGUUACCGACGCCAAGAUGUUGAGAAUCGACAAGUUGGCUUGUCUAGGCUGCUGUUGUUUCUGUACCAUCUUGUACAUUUGCAACGAUGAAUUCUUGGCCGCCAACCCAGAGAAGGUUAGAAAAUUCUUGACCGCCGUCAAGAAGGCCACUGACUACGUCUUGGAAAGCCCAAUCGCUGCCUGGAAGGAGUACGUCGACUUCAAGCCAGAGCUUGACAACGACAUGAACUUCAAGCAGUACCAGAGAUGUUACGCUUACUUCUCCUCUUCCUUGUUCAACGUCCACCGUGACUGGAACAAGGUUACCGGUUACGGUAAGAGACUAGAGAUCUUGCCAGUCGACUACAAGGCCAACUACACCAACGAGUACUUGUCUUGGGACGAGCCAAAUGAGGCCGAGGAUCCUUUGGAAGCCCAAAGAUUGAUGGCCAUUCACCAAGAAAACUGCAGAGACAAGGGUGGUUUCAAGAGACUCGAUGUUGUCCUCAAAGCCUAA